CUAUUCCCCAUGGUCCUUACGGAGUCGCCAGCAUCCACUACGGACUACGAGAAAUAGAAUUACCGCCAAAACAGCGCUGAUUGUCUUAGCUCACCAGGAGCGGACGUCUUUUAAUUACGCCAUGAAGGAUGCAGCGGCAGCUGCUCUGAAGAGGAAGGGGUGGAAUGUCUUGGUGUCGGACCUGUAUGAAAUGAAAUAUAACCCUGUCUUGUCACGUGCCGAUAUUAAAGGUAAAGCUAAGGACCCGAAACAGUUCAAAUAUAGCCCUGAGACAUUUGAAGCAUGGAAGGAAGGGCGCCUUACCAAAGACAUUGUUGAAGAGCAGAAGAAGAUUGAAAAAGCCGACCUGAUUAUUUUCCAGUUUCCCUUAUAUUGGUUUGGAAUGCCGGCCAUAAUGAAAGGAUGGGUGGAACGAACGUUCUGUAUGGGGUUCGCAUACAGUUUUCAGACAAUGUAUUCCAAUGCAGCACCGUUCAAGGAUAAGAAAGCCAUUCUGUCAUUCACCACUGGUAGCUCAGAAGCAAUGUACUCACCUAAAGGGAUCAAUGGAGACAUAAAUGUUAUGUUAUGGCCACUGCAGAACGGGAUUCUGAAUUUCUGUGGGUUCCAAGUCCUGGAACCUCAAAUCACAUAUUCUGUGGCUCGCUUACCUCAGGAAGCUCGCACUGGGAUGCUGAAGAGCUGGGAGAAGCGACUUGAGACUGUCUGGGAUGAGAAAACCAUCAAAUUCCUUCCUGUCCAGGACUUUGAAGGCAUGGCCAAUGGAUUCCAGAUGAAGAAAGACGUGGAGGAGGCCAGGUCCGAAAACAAGUAUGGUCCAACUGUAGGACAGAACAUGGGCAAGCCGCUGCCACCCGACAGCCAGUUGAAGGCUGAAGGCACCCGAUUGUGAGACUGUUUAGCAAAGUGUUUAUGUGGGGCAGAUUGCCCUUGUCAGCAAAGAGACCAUGCCUGGCCACAGGAACCCAUAGUGACGUCAUUGUCGGUGGGUUGCCCGUACACACAGGCAGAUGUACCGGUAUAUCUGCAAGCUAUAUCACCAUGUGCUCGGCUGCACAGCCGCCGUGAUAGGUCUUGGAACGAUGCUGUUUAUAGAUAUAUUGGGUGUACACACAAACAGGUGUACAUAUAUCACUUGUCAUCUGUACAAACGCAUAGCGUGUACUCAGCCUAAGCGAGCAGAAUAAUCAUUAUAUUAUAGAAGCCAGACAGGAAAAUUUAACAAAUAUAUUUAACUUGAAAAUAUGUAAAAUUCAAAAUGUUGUUUUGAACAUUUAAUUAAAAAUAUUUUUCUAA
Messenger RNA from Pseudophryne corroboree (corroboree frog), 1296 nucleotides. RefSeq names its product NAD(P)H dehydrogenase [quinone] 1-like. The transcript is spliced from 6 exons. Gene Ontology annotation, molecular function: NAD(P)H dehydrogenase (quinone) activity. The coding region runs from base 122 to 892 and encodes 256 amino acids. The record is from RefSeq and is a predicted model, not a curated record. Gene Ontology annotation, cellular component: cytosol. NCBI's taxonomy places the organism in Eukaryota, Metazoa, Chordata, Amphibia, Anura, Myobatrachidae.